Messenger RNA from Symbiodinium pilosum, 765 nucleotides. The record is from the annotation of a GenBank genome assembly. NCBI's taxonomy places the organism in Eukaryota, Dinophyceae, Suessiales, Symbiodiniaceae.
AUGGCUGACAUGGCAAAGGCAGAAGCACAGCUCGGCUUGCAAACUCGGAUCUUGAGCGAAAGGUGCAUGGAGCUGCAAGCCAAGAUGGACAGGUCGAAGGUAAGCCAGUAUGAUCUUUUCGGUCAGCUGGAGCAGCUGCGAGCACAGAAUGCAGAGCAACACCAGCAGCUGACGGAUGCACUUUGCGAGAGCAAGCAGCGCCAUGAGGAGAACAGGAUGCUUGAGGCCAGCAGCAAAGAUUUGGAAGUUCAGCUGGCUGAGUGCAUGCUCAGCUCUUUGCCUCCUCCCGCCCCGGAGGCACGCCCCGAAGUGCCCGAAGCCUUGGCCCGCCUCGAGCGGCGCUACGUGGUGGCCGAGGCUGCGAGGGAUGGCCUGGCACGGCGCCUGAAGGUGUUAGAAGCAGAGAAGGAGAUGCUAAAGAGUCAGCAAGCGAAGGAGGCUGCAGCCUUGAAGCAGUCGAUUGCCAAAGAGCAGGAACGUUUAGAAUCGGAAUGUGAGAGCUACAAAUCGCAAGGCGAGGAUCUGCGUUCGCGACUUGCGCAUUUGGAUGCCUCUGCCCGUUCCGGAGAAAGUAAGCAUCGCGAAGAACUUGCCCAAGUCCAAGACAGGGGGGUCCUUCAGCUUUCAGAGGAGAAGCGGAGCCACGAAAAAUUGGUUGCCGAGCUACGUGCGAAGGUCGAAGCAACAGAGGCUAUGCUGGAGAAGGCAAUGUCAGCCAAAGCAGCGACGAAAAUUGAGGAGGAGUCCCUGGAAGUGAAGGAUCUG